UCACGACAUCUGAAACUAUACACACCUGGACUUGCUGAAAGACUGGGUGAUACCUUCACUCUACACAGCUCUCCAAUCCAACAUAUCUAAUUAAAUUAUCGACCUUGUUGUAUUUGAAGUGCUAGGAAGCAAAAUGCCUGGUCCUGGAGGCGGUCCACCGCGCAGAAGCCACACCAAAUCUCGAAAUGGCUGCAAGACCUGCAAGCGCAGGCAUAUACGAUGUGACGAGACAUUCCCUCAAUGCCGGAACUGCACCAAGCAUAACUGCAGGUGUGACUAUAUGGACUUGCAGGCCGCCCGAGAGGAAGCUCCACGCAGCUCGGAUGUUCCUAAUUUGAUGAUGACAUCUGAUAUCGAGGCGGAGAUUGAGAGCUGGCAGCUCACUGGCCUUCCUCCCUUUCCUGAGUUGUCUCAAGGCGCUCGAAAUGACUGGUUUCGAUUCUCAAAAACCGACCUUAGGCUAAUUCAUCACAUCGCUGGUCUUUCAAUCGACUUCCAUCGUCGAGGCCUAAGCGAGGCUACUGUUUGGGCGCUUAAGAUGCCAUGUCUUCUUGCAAUUGCCGUGUCAAGUGACUUUGUUAUGAAUUCAGUCCUCGCAUUCUCCGCCUUACAUCUGGCAUAUUUGACAGGGAGCAAGGAGACGAAGAAUCUUUCAUAUCAUUAUCGUGGAAUUGCCUUUAAAGGAUUGCAGAAUGCUAUCGGGACAUUUUCUAAGAAAAACUGCGAUGCAAUACUGGCUGCCUCUCUCCUUCUGUCUUGGCAAGCUACAGAUUGGGCGUCCUUGGCAUAUUUGCAGAAGGGAAUAUCAUCGGUCCUAGACUCCAUGCAUCCAUAUUGGAAGCAGAGAUCAGAAAUCGCACAGUUUCUAGAGAGCCAAAGGGCUCUCCGUUCCGUGAACACGACUCUUAACCCUGCAUAUCUCGCUGGCACCACACAAUACCAAAGCGAAAACCUCGAACGCAUUGACGGCUGCAUUGCGGACCUGCAAAAUGUUCUAGAAAAUGUGCAACAGAUACCCGAAUACUCCGAGAGAAUAAACGAGCUGCUUAUGUUUGUGAAACAGCUGCGCAGCGACAUGCCAGUACAAUCUCCGGAAAAUGCUUUCGAGAGGCUCCACCCUCUGCGCACAUGGCUGUUCUGGUUACCGACAAAGAUGUUAAGAGGUGGGGAAGGUGACCUGGGGGCCUUAUCUAUCCUUGCCCAGUUUUAUUCCACCGCUCUCGCCCUUGAGCCAAUAUUCCCUGAGAUUGAAGGCUCAUAUCUGGGAUGCAUGGCGGUGACCCCUAUUGAGCAUAUCGACGCAAUUUUGACAUCUCGGAAAUCCUCGCUUCCGUACUUGCCCAUUGUACAACUAGCAGUUAGUCUUAUGAGCUUUCCUCGGACUGUUAUCACUGACUACAAGAGCUGCAUUCAAUGGUCACACCACCAGAUGCCGCGAAUGGGUCACUUCGAAGCAACGCCUCCAAGCCCUUAUCAUCAUUUUCCUGACAUGUCCUUCCCAUCUACCGCACCAUACACUCCACCAAUUCAUUCACCGCCAACGCUUGCAGUCCUCACACCGCCUUUCCACCCUCAACAUAUGUAUACUUCACGCCCCAACUUGUCAGCAGUCUAUGUAGGAUCUCCUCUUCCGUCAGAACCAGGGGAUGAAUGCCUGUCAGACUAUAGCCGAGGAACGCUUGAGCCUUCUCCGGCCUUUUCAUCGCCGUACAGUGACGAGAUUCAUCACCAGCUACCCUCAACCGAUACGUCUGGAGCUUUGAAUAUAGGCCUACUUCAGGAAUCGCCUAUUAUGUCAAUAGGAUCAGUUGCUCCUGAGCUUUGGACGUGACGAUGAAUGCGGUAUGAAUUGUACUUUUAUACGGAUAACGAAAAGAAAAAGGCCAAAGUCUCGCCUCGACAUGCGACGCUAUUUCGGGGUAAAUCAUCACAUCCGUCAAGCCAUGCGACUCCACUAUAGCGGGCCAGAUAAAUACGCGUCCAUUU
Molecule: messenger RNA, 1986 nt
Organism: Talaromyces proteolyticus
Lineage: Eukaryota; Fungi; Ascomycota; Eurotiomycetes; Eurotiales; Trichocomaceae
Exons: 3
Coding region: 134-1831 (565 amino acids)
Biological process (GO): regulation of transcription by RNA polymerase II
Molecular function (GO): zinc ion binding; DNA-binding transcription factor activity, RNA polymerase II-specific
Source: RefSeq, a predicted model, not a curated record